AUGGCGCCGGAAGAAAGUGAAACACAAGGAAAUUCAGAUUUUGCAGAACCACCACCAGUUAAGCCAAAACCGGUGGUCAUUGAGAAGUAUCGAUCAUUGUUUGAAGCCGCAGUAAAAGGUGAUUGGAAAGGUGCCGAGGAAAUCCUCAAUCAUGAUCCCGAAGCAAUCACGGCCAUAAUUUUGACCUCAGAAAUUGGUUUGACCUCAGAAAUUGGUCCAGCUACUGUGAGCAAUAUUGCGGUUACGGCCGGACAAGAUCAAUUUAUGGAAAACCUGGUUAAGCGCGUCCCUGCGAAAAAUAAAGCUCCCAUUUUACAGGGUGCCCUCUACCAUGCUGCUCGGACGGGAAGAAUACCAAGGGUAAAGGAAUUAGUAGAUGAUCUUGACAAAGUUGCUGCAUCAGGUGUAGGAGUUGCCUUGUCAAUUGCUACUGAAAGUGCUCCUAAGCAAAAGGAGGUUAUCUGGUACCUAGCCAGACGUAUCCCUCCCUCGGUUGAUCCGUCAUCUCACAACGUCAAAGACACCAAGAUGGCUCGAGCCAUUGUCCUUGAAGCUGCAUCCAAUGGAAUAUCUGAAAUUGUCAAGUUAUGUCUUAAGCAAUAUCCGGAACUGAUGUGGGAUAUAGAAUUCACAAAAGAACUGAUUGAAGAAGUUGUGAGGGGACGGCAUGUUGAGUUGUUUAGAGUAAUGAAUGCAUACGACACAAUUCCAAAAUUGAGGUACGACAUUCAGAGGAACCACGACCUGAUGGAGGCAGUAGUAGGAUGGUCACCAGGAUAUGCACCGGCAGAUUUUUCUGGGUCAGCUUUUCUUAUGCAAAGGGAACUUCAAUGGUUUGAGAUGAAGGUGAAGAAAGACGAAAGCGAUCCUUCUUCUAAAAGUCUGGAAUUGGAACCAACGAAUGAAAGGAGUGGGAAAAUGUACUGGGAAGUUUUUGUAGAACAGCGCAAAGAUUUGCUCCAAGACGCAGGACAAUGGAUGAAGGAUACAUCAUCAUCUUGUACCCUUGUAGCGACUCUCAUCAUUACAGUAGCUUUUGCUGCAGCUUUUACUGUACCUGGAGGCAACGACAAUAGAGGGAUCCCAAUCUUUUUGAAGACGACCUCAUUCAUGGUAUUCGCGAUUACGGACGCUCUAGCUCUCUUCUCCUCCAUCACCACCACCUUGAUGUUCUUGGCUAUUCUAACUUCGCGCUAUGCCACAAAAGAUUUCCUCCACUCACUACCAAGAAAAAUGAUAUUGGGCCUCACCUUUCUCUUUCUCUCUUUGGCCUUUAUGCUCAUGGCUUUUGGCUCUAUUCUUACGAUCGUCCUAAGCAGACGAUGGGAGUGGAUUUACAUCCCCAUUACUUUGUUGGAUGCCGUCCCUGUCAUAUUAUUUGCAAUCCUACAGCUUCCCUUGUAUGUUGAAAUGGUUGAAUCCACCUAUCGGCCUCGCCUUUAUUGUCCCGUGAAGAUUUGGAACUGA
Messenger RNA from Eucalyptus grandis, 1467 nucleotides. RefSeq names its product ankyrin repeat-containing protein NPR4. The record is from RefSeq and is a predicted model, not a curated record. The coding region runs from base 1 to 1467 and encodes 488 amino acids. Lineage: Eukaryota; Viridiplantae; Streptophyta; Magnoliopsida; Myrtales; Myrtaceae. The transcript is spliced from 5 exons.